ACAGCGUAGAAGAAGAAGAAGCAAAGCGAGAGGCAGCAGGACUGGAGCAAACCCAGCAGUCUCAGCCUCAUGCUUCACACAGGGCACUUCUCCUCCUCCUGUCCGCUGUCUAGAAUAUUGUGACAAUAUUUAUUUUUAAUAUUAAACCAAAGAUAUAAGAAAUAAUAAAAAAGGAGAGGAGGGGGAGAAGGUGGGCCGAGUCAUGGAGCUUUAUUGCCUGGAGUCGGACAUAGCCGUGAAAGCCCAGCCUGACCCAAACAUCCUCUAUGAUGACAGAGUGCUGCAAAGUUUAUUAACUAUUGAGGACAGAUUUUUACCUCAGUGCUCGUAUUUCCAGCGUGUCCAGAAGGAUAUCCAGCCUUAUAUGAGACGGAUGCUUGCAGGUUGGAUGCACGAGGUUUGUGAGCACUUCAUGAGCUAACUUCAAUGUAAAAGCUAUGUAAGACAGUUUUGCAUGUGUAAAUCCUUUAUUUUUUAUUUGCCAAAAAAAGCUUGGUUCUGUAAGUUCAUGGAGAGUUGUCAUGGAUGUUGACCUAUUUGACAAUUGAAUGAGAGUGACUCACCAAAGGCGUGGGAGAGUCGGAAAUUCCAGCACGAAGAAAACUUCGCUUCAAAGAAAACAGCUUAGCUUGAUAUUUUCAAUCAUUUACCGCAGCACACUUGAUAUUUACACUAAACAGCUCACCCAAGUGAUAGAGGAGGAGGUAAUCUUAAUUUACAUGAUCGAAAACUCGAUAUUCCUGCUUUAAAAUAAUUUAUAUUAAUUUUUUUAAGGGAGUCAUGCUCGCUGUCUUUGGUCGGGCAACGUGCAUGCAAAAACUACUUUCAUUACUGAGGUUAAACCGUGAUUUUAGCCAAAUAAACCCCUUUACAAUGUCAGGAACUAAUAGUACAGAGAAUUCAGACAUUAUGCACUCAUUCUAAACCUUUCUUGAUGUUAAGUUUUAUCUUAAAAUUAUUUUUAAAGUCGGUAAAGCCCCCACAAGGAAGAGGAGCCUGCUUGCAAGAGGGACUUCCGACUGAACUAAUUAGUUUCCCCUCUGCAUUGACUGAUUGAAGACAUGUGAAAGAAAAGUUUUCAACCUUUAACACAGAGAAGUCAAGCUGAACUCACCCCCAUAUUGAUUUUCUUUUUUAGUAUUUUGCUUUGAAGCUUAAUGAAAAGGUCUGGUUUUCUUUAAUGAACAUUUAAGCUACUCUUACAUGCAAUUCUACUGAAGCCUUGAAGGGUUAUGCCUCCAUACAUUGAAUCUAUACUGUUUUUAUGUGAUAUUAAGUCAUUUCGAAUUGCUUUGGCAAGAUCUUGAACAGGCAUGAUCUGGUUACUUUUUAUUACUAAGGUAUAUCCCCCGCCCCCACAACCUCAAAAAAAAAAAAGGGGAAAAAAAGAGUUGAAAUUAAAGCUACAAUUUUAGCAUAAACCUAUUAGUCAUCUUCACUAGGUCUAUAUUUAGUCAAAUGCAUAAAGUGAAGAAACUAUAAGGCGAUAUGCAUGUUAGCCGGCUAGCAGUGAUUAGCUCACAUGCUAUGUUAGUCCGUUAUGGCUAGCAAUCAUACAGCUGUUCCCAUAAGUGUAAUGAGCACGGAGAGAAAUGCUACACUUAGUGUUUAUUCAUUACCUGAUUUGGCCACCUACCUGUACUGCUCAACAAGGUGCACAUGUUGCAUAUCCAGCCAACCAAUCAAAAACUAGAUAGACUUCCAGGUAGCCAGGUAAAUAGAUAUUUGUAAGGCGACUGUUCUAUCUGCAUUAACACUAAAAUAACAUACUAAAUUUAGUUCUACUUCCAAUUACAUGUAGGAAUAUUAACAGUAAUAGCGUUUUAUAAAAUUGUUUGGUGCUUUAGUGACCUUGAGCACAGUUCAUGAUCGUUUGACAUUAUAAAGAGAUCUUGAGAACACAACGGAACAACUAGCUCACCUGGGGGAUACGCUGUUUGAGCCGAGCGUCAUCACAGCGACUCUUGGUGACUUCGUCGCCGAAUGUGCACAACGCUACAGUGCAAUGCUGUUUUAAGGAAAUGAAGAAAAAUCGCGGAAAUACCCAGAGCUUUUUGGCUUCAAAUCUGUAUACAGACAGGAGGCGGAACCAAGUUGUCCAUAGUAUAUACAGUCUAUGGGUUCAACAAAUGUUGUUGGAAUGCAGUUCAAGUUUUAUGUUAAAGCUGUAACUUAAGCUAGACAUGGCUGUACCUCAGGUUAAUAAUGUUGACUGCCACAAAGCUAUGAUACACUUCUAAUUGGGUGUAAACAAACUAAGAUAACUAACAACAUCAAGGCAGGUGGUGCUAGCUCUGCUAAUGUUAGCCACACUUGAUAAUAGUUGCUUUGUAUCCUUCUAAUGGAUGCAUGUCCACUCAAGGUUUCCGUACAACUCAAAUAACUUAAUUUACCUAAAACUUCAUCCGUAACAUAGAUGGAAAAACUGAAAUGCAAUCAUGGAGAAACAUACAGAUACAGCUUAAAAAGAGAAUGUCCAUAAAUUAAAUAAAGGAAUAGAUGAUGCGGUCAAGCACUCAGACUAUCUUUGACUCUGUUGUGUCAGAUGGAAACUGUCUUAAAGUCCUGGUUAUAGUACAGAACCCUAAUGUGUUUCUCUGUUACCUCUCUGUGUCAUUUUAGGUGUGUGAAGAAGAGAAGAGUAAUGAAGACGUCUUCCCUUUAGCCAUUAAUUACUUGGACCGGUUUUUAGCAGUGGUUGUCACAAGAAAGAACUAUCUGCAGCUCCUGGGAGCUGUGUGCAUUUUUCUGGCUUCAAAGUUAAAGGACUGCAGGCCGCUAUCAGCAGAAAAACUUUGCAUGUACACAGACAACUCCAUCACACCACGGGAACUCCUGGUAAGAGCUGGGAUUUCCAAAGCCCCCAUUCAUUCGUGAGAGCGCACAAACGCUAUGUCAUAUUUUGGGAUGAUUUUAUAACGCUAAUGGCUGUAUUGGUUCCACAGGAAGUAUCUCAUUUUCCUUGUAAGUGUGCACAACACAGCCACAUCCUUUCUUUGGAUCCAUGUGGACUGAGGGAGGGAGUGAUGCCAUCUAGUGCCAGUUAUGCAGUACAGAUUUGGGAUAUCUUGCACUACAUGGAUUUGCUCCGUUUUAUUUAGUCAUAGAAAAGCUUUUACUGAAAGAAACAGCAGCUUAAAUGCUCUUUAAUCUUUCCUUCCUACAGCUAUAUAAGCAUUUUACAAGACAAGUAUAUCUCUUUGUGGCAUUUACAAGAAUACUUUUAAUUCUUUCCUGCUUACAUGCAGCUUAUUAAACAAACCUGAAGACCAGUGAGCCAGAGACUCAGCAACUUUGAGUUGCUGUGUUUUAGAGCAAAGUAGACUCUAUUUUCAAGUUCAAGAAAAAGAUCAAAUUUGUACUAUAUUCUGUUUUCUUAUGUCUAGAAGCAGCUUGUUUUGUCCAGAAAUCAUCUCUUCUAAAGGUCCUAAGUGAAACCUUCUGCUAUAUCAAAUGUCAUUCAGCCAUGUUUGCUCAGUUGUAAUCAAUCUGCAGAUUGGUAGGAACAAGUUUACAAAAAGUAGAGCUCAAUGAUAAAGUUAAUCGGCAUCAAAACAAGUCUUUCGAAUUAAAUCUUUAAUCUUUAAAAUUUAAAUCUUUAUUUUAGGCACUAUGACAAGAGAAUUUGUUGUUCUUUUCCCUCUAUGUGUGUUUACUUUAUAUCUUGAGCUGUAAAUCAGAAAAGUAAAGAAAUCAGGAAAUAAAUACUUAAUGUUGCCUUUGCAGAAAAGUAAAUUAUUCUUGGCUCAAGCCUCAAAAAAAGUCCUGUCGAUGGACUUAUCUGUCACUCAGCUUGUUGUGUUAGUUAUCGUCCAUUUUAUAGUUUGAGGUAAGAUCUGUUUCUUCUCUCAGCCUCACAGCUCCACAUGCUCUCUGUACAACCUCCUGUGUCUCCUGCAGCUGCUGAGGGAAAUGACUUUCAGUUCCCAUUUGAUGCUCCAUAUUGACAUAAGACUCCAGAUUCCUGGAUAUCCUGACAGGAUGCUCCCAGAAGUCAGCAAGGGGCAGUGAAAGAUGUCGCAGCUCUUCCUUGUAAUGAAGUUUUAAGAGGGUGGGGGGAAGGGAGGGAGGGAGGAGGGGGGCAGAUGUACAGGAAGCAAGAGCAUGCAGCGACACCUUGUUCUUCUCACAGUCAACAAUCUCUGCAGCAAGAAAAAGUGAAACACAGGAGUGUGUGUAGCAGGCUGUGAACAUUUUUAGCGAGGUUGAGGGACUGUCCCAGAGUGAUUUUUGGUUUUGGCGUUUACUACAUUUGCUUUUUUUGUCAACACUUCUCUUAAGAGGAAACCAAAUGUUGAAAUCAUCAGCAUUUAUUCAUCUGAGCGUGACUGUCUCUCACUUUUAGUUAACCAGUCAGCUGUCUUUUCUGGCUGUUGAUAGCUCUUUAGACUUUGGAAUCCAUGAUAUGAACUUUUCUGAGCCGAUACUGAUAACUGAUAACAACCUGCUCCUAACAGCUGAUAGCUAGGUUUCUUUUGCAUUUUUGUUUUUUAAGAAGUGUCGAUUAGGGCCCAAAUUAAGAAUUGUUCCUCAAAGUAUUAAUACUGUGAUAAAAAUAAGAGUAUAAUAAUACCAUGAUUUUGUUGAAGUGAUCCUUUCUGCCAAUUGCCACAUAAUAAAAUGAAGGAUUGACAAAGAAGAAGUAGCAGAUUGCCAGCGAACUAAAAAUAGCAGCCUUUGGAAAGAUGGUUUUUCACUUUCGAAAAUGAUGGUCAAGAUUGUAUGUGAAAUCAAAAACAAUGUCCAGCUUCUUAUCAGUUGAACAGUUAACUUCCAAAUCGCUCUGUAACUUACGAUCUACCACAAUAAAAGCAUAGACCCAGGAAAGAAACCUAAGAGCAAGACAGAAAAAAUAUCAAAACAACAGGGCUGGGGAUGAUUCACAAAUUUGAAUAUUAUCAGAAAUGGAUGAUGAUAUCUAAGUUGAUUGUUAUUAUCAGUUAAUUUUAUGGGGUGAUAUGUUGCUUUACCCUUGUCCUGCCUUUCUUUGAUUUGACUGAUUGGGUUUUCUCUUUAAGUUUUCCAUUACUAUCAUGAAGAUAUUAUCAUGAUGACAUCUUUAUUAAGUUAUCGUUAUCGCAGAGAUACUGUUAUAAAGAUAUUUUAUGGCCACGAUCAUCGUGAAUGAAAAUUUGAUAUUGUGAGAGCUCUGGGAUGGCCUGUCCCACUCUUAAUACUCCCUUGAGUCCCUAUAUUUGUGUUAAAACCUAAGUCACAGAUGUUUAUUUUCAAUCAGACUGUUAGGGUGUCUCGGGAUCAGUAGGGAUACGUGUGUUUAAAAUCCUCGUUCCAUCACCUCAGGAGAAAUGUUGGUCAUCAAGUACUGUAAAUUCAAUGAUCUUGCAGUGAUGGCCUCAGCUUUAAGUUGUCUCUUCUGAACUCUCUGCGGCUCUUUAAUCAUCACUCGCCAUUUUAUUGGCACUAAUACUAGCUUGGGCCAAUGCUGUUUUAGAUUUCUUGGAUAAAUCAAUGCUGGGAUGACAAAUUUUCAGGUGACUUACAGGAAUUGUUUUGUCAUAACCCGAGGGCUUAUUUCAUUCUCUUGGAUUACCAUGUUUACAAAUGGUGCUGCUGUUAUCCUCCUCUGAUACAGUGUAGAAUAUAUAGAUGUGUAGGCUUAGUAAUGAGUAAACAAAAGAGGCUUUUAUUAAAUGUCAUUACCUGAUAAAAUUUUUGUAUAUGAUUAGUAAUAAAUAUAUAUUUAGCAUUCCUACUGAAAUGCCACCUGUCAGUCUUUAAAGUAACUCUUCUUCUUGUAUUUUUUACUGUAUAUCUGCCAAAUCAAAGACCGUACAGCAUUAAUCUUCACCCCAUAAUGUCACAGUGAUGUCAUCUUUAAAAGGCUUUUUCUGAGGAUCAGAGCGACUCUCGCAGGAAAUGAUACUCAGAUGUAAUUUUAGUUUUGCCUGAAGGUGUCAGAUCUAGUCAUGUGUCGUUUGACAUCAUGAUCUUCUUUUUCAUUGACUGCAGUUACAAUAGACCACUUUAUAACAGUUUUAUCAAGAUCAAACAUGUCCAGAAAUACUGCUAUUAAAAAAAAUAAAACAGCACAGAUUUUUUUUUUCACAUAAUCAAGACUGAAGUGAUGAAAAUGAUUAUGGCAGACAGAGAUGAGUCUUUUGUACCCUGAUUGAAGAGUUUAGUUUGGGUAAAGACUUGUGUGUAUUCAUGCAUUUGAAGGUUUGCAUAAGAAGACAAGUUCCUCAAACACUGAGGCAGAAAUUUGGACUCUUAUCCCUGAAAAUGGUGUUAGUGCUUACUUUAAUUGUUUGGGAACAAAGAAAGUCUCCAUGGAGAUGCUGACUGGUUUGGAUAAGGACUGUCCUAAUAUCAAGUGAUUGAUAGUGCUGGAAACAAACAACAGAUGCUUUGCUUAACCCUGUAUAUUAAAAAAUGAAAUUUAUCAUAGAGUAGAGUAAAAUGCUGUGUGUCUUGUUUAUGUCUGGUUUUAAAUAGAUAACUCACAAACUGUGUUUAAAAAGGUACAAUCAAAAGGUGAGUAUGAAUCAGUAUCAGUAAUUUUGAAAAUAUCUGCAAAUAGGAUAUUGGUAUUUAUCCAAUAUUGUGCAUCCCAAGUGCCAACCUUUGAAAAAGAGAUCACCCUAAAAACAGGCAAUUGUGGUGCUUUUAUUUUGACAUUUUUAAUGCCUUGCUUUACUUUCAGUGUGGUUGCUUAAUGGCGCUGUUGUUGAAACAUGCUUUUAUUUUGAAGAGACAUUUACUUUACUUCUGGUAGAAUACAUUAGCACACCUUAAGAGGUACAAGCUCUUGUCUUGUUUCAAGAGUCACAGUUAAUCUUGUUCGACCAUCUUUAGGACGGCUGCGCCAGCUAGCUAGCUGGUUUCUGCUGCUGCUGCUUCUCUGUUUUAUGGCUGGUAAAGAGCCGCAAUCUCCCCAGAGCAUGAACCUUAGCUACACCGUGUUACCUUGUUCUUAAUUUUAGCAUAAUGUCAAUAUAUUUUUAAAUGUGAAAAAACUGUUACAUUCAAUCUCACUUCAUAGCGACAGCUUUAAUAGCAGAUCUUGUGUUUUUCCUAUCAACCUUUAAUGAUUUUAUUUGACUAGUUGAGAGUUUGAAAGCUGCUGCUGGAGUCAUUUUUUAACUUGCACGUCUUAAAACACAAGAAUCUAUAUAGCAGUUUUCAUGUGUGCAGGCAGCUACCCCUUUAUCUUGCGAUAAGUAACAUCCUCUUUCUUGCUAUUCUUACUCAGAGUACUGCAGGCCAAACAGGAAAACAUUAAACCUUUAGAGGAAUUGGUGAAAAAAAAAAAAUUGACUCAGCUACACAGGAAAUUAAAUCAUGAAAUGCGUCCACCUCCCUUGCUUGUGCACAAGCUGACUGCAUGAAGCCUCGGCUCUGUGCUGCCGCUGCAAGUUGCAAGCUCGCUGGAGCUGUUUGAGGCUUGUGACAGGAAGGAAAGGGGCUUGCUGUCUCAUUGGCAGGGCUUCUGAGCGGGGCAAAGCUUGUCACAUGUUGGCGAUAUGAAUACAAAGGAUGCAAGGAAUGAGAAAGGCAUGCAGAUAAUAAGAUACAGCGAGGGGAGAUAAAGUGGAGAAAUGUUACUCUUCUUGCGGUGCCAUUUCCUCUGGGAAAAGGGACAGGCUGUGAUCUCUUUCACGGUUAAUGGAGGCAUGGCAGCACGCCAUUUAACCCUCUUGACUCAGUAGGCUGUGUUCUGCCUUCUUUAAUAAUAUUUUUUAUCUCUUUUAGGAGUGGGAACUAGUCGUGCUGGGGAAGUUGAAGUGGAACAUGGCCUCAGUCAUCCCCAAUGAUUUUAUAGAGCACAUCAUACGCAGGCUGCCCCUUCCCAAAGACAAGCUGGGGAUGGUCCGGAAGCACACGCAGACAUUCAUCGCCCUCUGUGCCACAGGUAACGCGGCGGCGGUCCCUUUCAUGUGGCUGUUUUUACCUGAUUCUUCUCUCUUUGCUGCUUUACGCUGGAAUAUUCCCACACACACAAACAUUCUCCCAUCGUGAGUCAUCUGUGACCUCUUUCCUCUCCCUUCAUACUCCGCUGACUGCUUAUCCACUCUCUAGUCUCUCCACAGCUUGUUGCAAGCUUUUUUUCCCCCCACAGCUGCUUGAAGUGGUGAUUUCCAUACUUCUCUGCUAAGUUCCUGGGAAAACGCCUAUCAGAGCUGUGUUUAGAUAACCCACAUACACUGUUAACGAUAGCGAUUGUAUCAUUCUGUAUCUUGUGCUUCAUUAACACAUGACUCAGGUGCAGCUGAGCUCCCUCUCUCCUCGCCCUGUAUUGUUUGUUGACAGAGAAGCUUCCAGGUUUUAAAAAGUCAGGGCAGUGAUCCAAUGAUCUUCCUUCCUCCUCCCAUCUUGGCCUCAUGUCCAAAAUAAACCAGAGGCUCUGGAGAAGCACAAACUCAGAUGUCCCCUCAGGCCUCUCCUUAGGUGAAUUUUCAAGGCAUUCCUCUGCCUAUACUUGGGAUCCCUCUAAUAUUUUCAUAUCCUGGACAGAAACACAGAUUGAAGACCACGUAAUACACAUGAAACACAGCACUGCCUUGUCACUGGGCCGCCUUUCAUCUUCAAACUAAGUUAGUUGAGGGAACAGAGUUCACUUUAGUACACUAACACGACUGCCAUCCAGUCAGGACAUGAAGCACUUGUUUACUAGAGCUGGUUAUUGAAACCCAAGGCUCCUCCUUCAAUGAGUUUCUUGCCACAGUUAGUUCAGUUUAAGUGUCAGACUUUUUAUUUUUUUAAAUUUGGGUGUGUUUCAGUGGUCGCCUCUGCUAUUCAUAAGCAGCUGGUUCUACCCGAGCACAAAGCAGCCGCAGUGGGAGAAAAAAGCAAGUCCUGCUGUGGUUGUGCAGUAAUGUAAAUGUUUGGAGUUUUAUAUGGAGUCGAGAUGUUAUUCUUAUGAUGGAGGAGCUCCUCCUAUGGACAGCUGCUCCCUGAAGGAGAAGAUGGGCGUAGUGAAGCAGGCGGCUCCCCAGCGUUCAGUCAAAGCUAUCAGGCCACCAUGACUGGUUUUACUGGGAUAGGACUUUGUGCUGGGUUGGACCUUUGCAGUGCUCAACAAAUGCAUGUGCCAAGUCUCGGCCUCUUUGAGAUUAGAUUGGUCAUGUUCAUGUGCUGAGACCGGAAGAAGCUUGUGUAUUGUAUGAAUGGAAAAACCUCCAGGGGCUGCAUUCACGAAACAUCCUUAAAGUAUCUCCUUGUCCUAAUGAGCCAAGUUUGGAGAAUCUCCUGACUUCAGGAUUCUUGCAUUUUUGCAGAAUUAGUCACUAAAACCUCUUUAAAAAUCAAGCAGCUGUCUCUGGUUGCCUCAGACUUCUGGACAACACAAAGUAAAUGAACUUUUGAGAGCAUAUUUUGAUUAUGCGCAAUCUUAUGAGCAUACCAAACAAACAGAAACAACCCUGUAAGGGUUGGAUUGUGCACAAAUGGAAAGUUUCUCUCAAUAUAUUGUCUGCAACAUGUCGUAAAGAGCGGGAGGUUAUCAAAGAGAAGAGAGGGAUGCUUUAUUUCUUAAACAUGUAGAAAGUGGGACACAUUUCAAACCGGCUAAUGGAGACAGUCAUAAAGUUUCUCUUGUUUGUAGGCAUUCAAAGUGGCAGGAUCAUCUGUGCUUCAGAUGAUUAAAAAAAAAAAACAAGAGAAUAAAAAGUAAAAGUCCUAGACUUGUAAAUGCUUUUUGCAACGUACAGGUGUUAGGAAUAAGAUGUGAUCAUUGAUUGAUCUUGGAAAGUGGUCUUGAACAUGUGGAAAAAAAACUGAGGUCCUGAAAACUGAGGCUCAGGUCCAAGUCAAGUCUGAUGUCACACUAGUGUGUGACUGAAGUAGGACUUGAGUCCAAGUCUCAGACUGAAGUCCCCGUCUCUGGUUCAAAUGUCGAAAAUGAAAACCUGUGGCUCUUGCAUAUCACUUAACCCGUCUGCGAAGGAAUCAACAGGUGGGCUGAAAUAUGAAAUCCUAAUAACUUGUACUGUUUUGGGGGUGUAAUGUCGAAGUACAAAGGUGCAGUAAUGUUAGAGUUAUGUUCAGCUGCUGUUGUUGCGUCAAAAUGUGAAGUUUUCAUGUUGUUGUUGUUGCUGUCGUUGUUGUUGUUGUUGUUGCUGCUGCAGCCCCUCUUUUGUACCACAGCCAGUCACCAGGGGGAGUGCUGCGCGAUUUGGCAUCACUUUAGCGGAGCUGCUGCGUCGCCCUUCUUGUUAUACUCUUAGUGGUCCAACCAAUCAUGUGUUUUCUUGGUUGAUCAUUCAUGAUAUGGAGUAAUGGCUCACUUUGGAUAACAUUUCAUUUUAAGUCCAUCAAGUGUCCAAAAGCAGCUCUAAGUAUGUGAACACCUCUAGCCUUAUUAGACUUGUGUAAUGAUCAAUCACAGGCUGAUAACAUCCUGUUGAUUUAUGCGUAAUGAUAAUGUACAGAUGCACACCGCCUCUGAAGUGGUUCAUUUAAGAUUUUAGCCUGAGAGGUGGGGUCAACCACGCCCCCUGUAUCAUUAUGAGUCGUCUCAUAUGCUCUGUUGAAGUGUCUGAAUAAAUGUUUUCGAGGGAAGCUUAUAGCUGGGAACAGUAGGUAUCAUUUAGAAAGACUCCUGCUGAUCAGACGAGAUACUCUGGAGUACUGCUCCAGGGUUUUCCGGUUUAAAAAAUAUAUCUGUAUAGGCUGAUAGGAGGUUUUAUUCACGGUCACAUUAUGAGCUGGAUUUGAGCAGCUUAAUUUCUGCAGUGAGGAGGUGUCGUCUCCUCUUCCGCCUCCUCUAUCCAGGCCUGUUGUCGCUUAAGUUUUUAGACUUGGAUAUGUAAUGGGGGGGAUUUCCUGGAACUCACUGAGGGAGUAGGAGGAUUCCUUCUCUGCUUUUCUAAUCAGAGCCGAAUUUUCUAUGUAGGAAACCACGCAGGUUACACAGUGCAGCCAUGUCUGUUGCAAUCCCAGACUGUGGGAAGGUGAGGUACAGCUGAGGAGGACACACGUGGGAGAGAAUGAGAUGUUUUCCUCUCUCAUACUUCCUCUGGUCUGUUUUAAGACGUUACAGCUACAAAUAUGAUUUCCGCUCACCACGAUGGCCUAAAGCUGCUGCUUGACUAAUUGCACAUUAAUAGUUUUUUCCCUCUUCGCUCAACAGAUGACCGCCUUGCUAUGAACCCUCCUUCCAUGAUCGCCACAGGCAGCAUGGGAGCUGCUGUCUGCGGCCUGCAGCUGGACCACACUGACCAGAGGCUGAGUCGAGAUAACCUGACGGACCUGCUGGCUAAGAUCACCAACACAGAGGUGGUGAGUACACGAGGGAAGAAAUUACUACCUGUCAGGAGUAAUUAGUCUAUAGUUUUAGUGCCUCAGCUCAAUGCACUCUUAAUCAUUUUCAUUGCAACAUCUCACGACAGCAGAAUAAAAGGCCUUUUUAGUAAACAACUGCGAUGACUUCAGUAGUGGCAGAUUGAAGCGAUUUACUUUUCAUGGAGAGAGAGGCAGAGCGAGCUUUUGGCUCUUGGCUGUGGAGCCAGACUGCUGCUAUAAAGAGCAGCGGCAGAGGGAAUGGCUUCUUAAAACUCAGAGCCUACAUUCUUGUGGUAGGACACAUGCAAUUUCUUAGCAUGGCUCUGACAUUAGCUGCAUGCCCCUCCUGGUGGAGGAAUAUGUUCGUAAUGAAGUCAAGGAGCAUCUUUUCCUGAGAAACAGCCAGCGUUGAACAAAAAGUCAUUCAAGAUGUUUGAAUUUUUUUACAUUUUCAAUGACAUGUGACAAUUCUGUGACUGUGUUUGGGCUGGAGUAAAGCUGCAGAGGGAAGAAAUGAAGCUUUUAAAUACUUAGGCAUAAUGUUAUAAUGGACUUACUCUUAUUAAUGGAGGUUUGCCUUUUCAAAAACAGCUUUUGCUCUGUAUAUAUGGGCUGAUUUAUAAAUGUGAUAAAUUGAAUUGGUCUAUUUAGACUUUAAAGCUCCUGUCAGUUUUUUUUUGGACAUUUUUGAAAUUGACUGAAAUUUGUAUCAUUGCCAUUUUGUGACACAUAAAAGCAAACAAGACCAUCACCACCAAGACAGAUCAUUUUUAUACCGUCAUUUUUGAUACCUCAGAGGUAGGGGUCGAACCAGCAGCUUCUUCAUUGAGUAGCAUUGGCUCUGUGUAUGGAGUCCACAUUUAAACCUCUGUUCCAACUGGCACCCCCAAUUUCAAAAUAAAACACCACGACCAUAUAUGUCAAAUCAAUUACUGAGGAUAAAUAUCUAAACGGCAAUAAAUAUUUGAUUAAUGUCAUUCACAGCUGGAGUUUUGGCUGUUACCUGUGUCUUUAGGCCACAGGGGGAAAAAGCAGCAUAAUUGUACUUAUUAAACACAAUAGGGUGAGAGAAAUAAGAAACCCUUUAAUUCUGAAGGCUACUCGUCUAAGAAAGAAUUACAAAAAAUCAUAUAUAUCAAAAUGAGCAGUAAAUCAACCUCAGAAAGGCUUAGUAAGCUGUUGCUUGGCGGCACAUCUGUCUGUGGAACCCGUAGCAGUGAUUAAACGUGUCAGACUUUAAAAUGAAGACAUUGUCAGUUUUGUUGCUGAUGCUUUUGUUUGCUUUCACAGGUCAUAUUAAAGCAUCACUGUAAAUUUCCGUCAGCUUAAUCACUGUUUAGAAAUUUCUUAUAGUAGCUUUAACUGCACAGAUUAUCAUAAUGGACUUAAAUGUACAGAGGGACUGAAGGUGCCUCGGUAGACUUGAAUGUUACGGCAAAUCAAAACUUCUGCUCUUCUAAAUUUAUGUAGAAAAGUAUUUAAAAUUCUGACUCAUUAGAUUUUUUAUUGCUCCAAAAAGGUGUUGGAUUACAAAAAUGAAUAGAGUAGGCCUCCAUUUACUGGCUCAUACAAGGUCAUAAACCUGAUAUGCCAUUAUGUUGAAUGUUUAUACAGUUUGAAGGUGUCCUCUUUCCUUUUUAAAUUGAGUCAUUCUUAAACCAGUAAAGACGCCAGUGGGCCACUGAAACAACACAUUUGCCUCUUUAGCUUGUGGUCAUGUUUCCAAGGCAACAAGGGCCCCGCAAUGCAGCCGUCACAACAGGCGCUCCGACUGCAGACCAUCGGGUUCCAAUUAUCCGUACAUUUCAAAGGAAUGCUGGCCUCUUUGCGAGGCUUGCUUCAUUCUUUUAAGAGUCCUGCAGCCGGCCCAGUGAGGCAGACCUCCCACAUCUUCCUCACAGACCUGCAGAGAGACACAGACAGGGAGAGGAUCUCCUUUCACAAGACAAGUUGUCCAAAAACAUCCGGUCCCAAUGUCCUAUAUUCUGUUUUACACCCAAACUCAGAGGGUCAGGGUGCAGUAGGUCAAAGCCAUUUCCUUUAGACCUCCACAUGGGACUGACCGUGCUGUAAACCCAAAGGGAGGGUGGAGGAAGGGGGUCCGGAGUUUCAGAGCUGCCUUAUCUGUUCCCUGAGUGACCACAGGGUUCUUUUCUAGGCCCCCUCACAUUCCCCCUGCACUCUACUCAUACCUCAGGCAUGCACAGGUCUCGUGUCAGGGAUGAUUCUUGUGCCCACCGUGCGGCUCUCUGCUCUUGUGUUGUGCUGGUACCCAUUGUUCUGGGCAUGAUGGAGACAGGACCACCUACCUCAACACACAUAAUUCCCUGCUGGUAUUUCAUGCAUGUGACUGAAGCUGUUAAAAAACCUGCUCAUCAGAUGAAAUGAAAUUUCAGAUCUGUUUGCACGCUACUGUCUGCAGACAGGUGCAGCAAUAAAACCCUUUGGUGUUCACAUUUGUGUUAUAAUCACCUUGUUAGUCAGAAUUUAAAUUUAUAUUAAAAGGAACUAAGGAAUUAGUCACCUCAGAACAUCCCUGUACAGGACAAAAUUAGGAAAAAGAUAGCAUCACUAAUUGCCUUAAAAUUUAGUGUGUAAGAUGCACUUUUCACACCAUUUUUGGCAUCUCAAAAGUGUGCUGCAUCUUGUAAACAGAGAGAGGUUCUCCAUUCAUGCUGGAUACAAAGCAGUGUCAGUUUUUGGGGGGAACCGGCAGGUUGGUGAUAACAGAUAGUGUUUGAAAAAGCUACACAUCUACAUCAAAGCUGCACAUUGCUGAACGCUAAUAAAGUCAUUUUACAUUCUGGAUCUUAAGGGAUAUUUGAUUUUCUAACGAUUGUGAUGCUGAGCAGAAGCAGCGUGUGCGAUGUUCGACCGCUUAAGUCAAAUUUAACACUAAGUUUGCACUAAAAAAGAACGUUGUGAAUGUGGGUUAGUUAAGACACGAGACAAACACAAGUGCAUACAAGGUCUGCAAAAGGAACUUGAAUUCCAGAGUAUUUGCUUUGUUUUCAAAACCCGCCUUCAUUGCGUUUUACCACCAGCAAAGCCGUAACUGAAGUAUGUGUGAGUGUAAUGAAGUCUGACCCCCUUUUUUUCUGUUCCAGGACGUUUUGAGGGCUUGCCAGGAGCAAAUAGAGCGUGUGCUGGCCACCAGCCUGCAGCAGGGCCAGCAGUGCCGACAGGAGCCGGCGGUCAGGGCAGGCAACAAGGCAAGGGAGCAACAGGACCAGUCCAGCACCCCCACAGAUGUACGGGACGUCAACUUAUGAACCCGCCCCUCUCUCUACCUUACACACACACACACACACACACACACACACACACACACACACACACACACACACAGACACACAGACACACACACACACCUCACUCAUUCCUGUCAACCAAUGAACUAAAAGGAGCAAGGGGGGGCGUGGGCUGCCAGUAUAAGGACGCCACAUGACCGCUGGUGUGACAAUCUAUGAACUUUUAGAUAAUAAAUUUCUAGUUUUUCUCCUUUUUUGCCCCAUUCAUACAUGGCUGGGUGAACUUUCAUUUAAUCCAACAAGCUAUUUAAAAAAAUGGUUAAAAACUUGAUAGUGCCUAAGGUCUCCCAGAACGGAAACCUAAAUAUAUUUUCAUACUUGAAAAAAAAAAACAUAAUUUUAUGAAAUAUACAUAUUUCCUUUGAUACAACCUAGUAUAAAUAAAAUCAAAAGAUAAUGUGUAUUUAGCUAGUAUUUAGUUAUGUUACUCUUUUAUCAUCUUUAGCGAGCGGUUAUUAACUCACAGACUGACUCACAGCCUGAUUCAGAUUCCAUUUUUCACAGGAAACUUUCUUAGCCGGGGUUUAAAAGUGGAUCAAACAGUACAAGCCAUUUAAACCGAGCUGAUAUCCAACCAAGAGAAGUGCUACUGUGGCUAGCUGCUCUCCCUCUAUCUAUCAUACUGUGCACCUGUAGCACUGCUAACUAUUUAUGCUGAAAAAGUGGAGGCCAGGAGUGGGCUGGGCCUGCUCACAGAGGACGAGCAUGAGGGGCUGUGAGGUCUGGAGCAGAGGUUACUGUAAGAAAUGAACACAGAGGACUUUGUAAGGUCUUGAUUUCACUGCUAAAUCCACAGUUUGUUCAUAGGAUCAUAUGUACAUGUAUUAUAAUUCAGAUAGGCUAUAUUAUUAUUAUUGUUCUGUUUGUUCUUGCUCUAGCUGUUUGAUGGCUGGUUUGAAGAGGAGUUGGCAGUUCGUAUGAGAUUUAAGAAUAAAAAGGAUGUUUUUGCAAGUUUUUCUAGGUUUGAAAGGAAAUGAACGCAGCUUUGGGGAAAUUUCAGGAGUUGUUUCGAGAAAGGAAAUGCAUGUGCAAGUGGGGAAGGUUUCGAUUGUUUGAUUGAUAGCAACAUAGCGAGGGAAGAUAACUUAAGCUAUAUGAUAAACGUUUCUGCAGUUGAAAGAUACUUGAGUGAAAAGGAGGGGUAAAAAUCCUCGAUGAGGCCCGGGGGCAUCACUUUUUUUUUUUUUUUUAAUUGAGUGGGCGACUUGGAACAAUAUCGAUGCACUUUUAAAAACACACUCCUUAAGAUGGGUAAGGGGAUGUUGGUUGAGGAGAGUUCAGUGGGUUGUUAGGGUCAUUUAAAUCUUUUUUUUUUUUAAGUUAUUUGAUUUUUUUUGGGCUGGAUUCCCAUGGGGUUAUGCACAUUGUCUUGAAAGCUACGCCCCGAUAGCUGAGUAGACAUAGGAUAAUCGGUGUAAUAGUUUAAGAAAAGCCAAGUCACUUGUAGACUUAGAUUUUUGUUUUUCUAUUUUUGUUCAAUGCGAUUAUUUAACCUUGAACUUGAAUUUUUUUUGUUGAUCCAUAGCCAAAACCUUCCAAUAGUUCUUUAAGAGUUAAACACAUACUGUUCCUGAGUAUACUCUUCCUUGUUGUGCUCUUUAUGUAAACUGCUUCCUGAUCUAACGUUUGAUGAGUUUUUUCCAUUGUAGACAUUUAUAGGUUUGGGGUUUACACAGUGGGAAAGUGUGACUGUAUAUUUACCAAUUCUUCCAUGCUCAGAAAUCCUCAUUACAUUCUAGAAAAAGAAAUGUAGUGUCAAAAUUGUAUUUGUGCAUGUUUUGUUGUGCAUAAGCCAAAUGUCUCUCCAUGAAAAAAGUGCUUUAAACAGAAAAAUUUUUUGUGCUCUUUAAGGGUUUGUGUAUAAUUCAAAAGAGGCAAUUCCAAAGUGAGAAAACUAGAUUAUACACAUAAUUCUCUUGCUGCUAAGAAGCUUUUUCUUUUCUAGUCUUACACGAAGAUGCCUUAUUGUGAUUCACUUGUGUGCUGCUAUAUUAUGAUAUGUUGGAUAUGUAACAAGUCCUUUUUUUUAUUUUGCUUCUCUGUUAUAUGUGUACUGGAGGGAACGUAACAGCUUGGUGCGGGACUGGAAGUACUUUGUGUUUAUUGAUCUGUUUAAUUAGCAUGUUUUAUUCUUUUAUUGUUCCAUUUGUAUCUUUAUAUUCUAUCAUACUCUUGCUGCUUCUUUGUUAUGUUUGUGUACCUCAGGUUAAUUUGGAUGAAUAGAGUGAGAGUUCAUCUCGCAUUACCUCACCAAAACUUCACGUCACACACACACACAUAUGUUGUUUUCACUCUGAAUUUGUUGGACGGGUUUCACUUUUUUUUUCUGUCUGGACGAGAGGAAUGAUGGUGCUUCUUCUCUUGAAAUCAAAAAAUGUCUUCCACUGUGCCUAUGUAAGUGCCUAUACUUUAAAAUAGGUCAUUUCAUUUGUGUAAGUCAAACAUGUAAUGGAUAGACCAAAAAAAAAUCCUUCUUGAGACUUUUGUCAGCAUGUUUCCAUCAGUUUGUUGAAAUAAAAUGAAAUGUUAUUUUUGAGGUACCCAUUUGGUCGAAUUUUAAACCACAAGAAUGUUUUGUCAUUUGUUCAGUGUGGUUGUUAUUCCAAACUCCUCACCCACAAUUCCCAUGUGUAACCACACAGCGUACCUCAACAAUUUCUUAUCAAUAAAAUUGGGCAAAAUCAUCUGAGUUGUUUGUCUUAAUGUAUUUCUCUGCUGCUUGCAGUCUAAAUAAUCUGUGC
Molecule: messenger RNA, 17296 nt
Organism: Xyrichtys novacula (pearly razorfish)
Lineage: Eukaryota; Metazoa; Chordata; Actinopteri; Labriformes; Labridae
Source: the annotation of a GenBank genome assembly